GCCUCCGUCAGUGUGAGCUGCAGGGUUAGUUCUCACAAAUCAUCCUGGAAGUGCGUUAAUACGAAGGAUUUCAUGCCUUAAAAACGCAGUAAAGUGGAGUUUAAACGGCCACUUUUACCAGUUGAUUUGGUGCAAAAGUUCUCGUCGGAUUUAUAUUUGACUUCGCGGCUGAUCAGCAGCACUUUGCCCGCAACAACAAACACGAGGCUCGUUAAAUUGUCUGGACUACAUGUGGGGAAGCAUUUAAACAAUUUGACGCGUCUCUGAAUAUCAAACAGGCUCUUUGCAAAGCAGAUAACGAGGAGCGACAGUGAGGGAGAUUCCAGCGCGCCAGCAGAAGUUUUCACCAUGAACCAAACGGCAGGAGCUGGAAAUGCGUAUCGCAGAUGCUCCAAAGCUGGAAAGGAGCUGGUGGGCAGUAACCCUCCGCAGAGGAACUGGAAGGGAAUAGCGAUCGCCCUUCUUGUCAUUCUGGUCAUCUGCUCGCUGAUCGUCACCUCCGUCAUCCUGUUGACACCAGGUGAGGAUGACCGUCUGGCUCUCAAAGGGAAGGUGACUGUUGCAGACCUCUUUAGAAAAGACUUCAAGGUUCACGACCCUAACGCCAAAUGGAUAAGCAGCAAUGAGCUAUUAUACCGCAAUCGUGACGGCGAUGUCAUCAAGCUCAACGUCGACACUGACGAAAAGACCAUCUUGGUGCAUAACAAGAAGUUUGAAAUGUACAAAGCCAGCAAGUAUGAGGUGUCUCCUGACAUGAAGCAUGUGCUGCUGGCCUACAACGUUGCACCGGUGUACCAGCACUCGUACACGGCCUUCUACAUCAUCUGCAGUCUGGACACUCCGGCCACGUGGAACUUGAACCCUCCGGAGGUGCGAAACGCUCAGCUGCAGUACGCAGGCUGGGGACCCCAGGACCAGCAGCUGAUCUUCGUUUUUGAGAACAACAUUUACUAUCGCUCCAGGGUGGACAACCGAUCCAUUCGUCUAGUAUCCACUGGAAAGGAGGGCGUCAUCUUCAAUGGGCUCAGUGAUUGGCUGUAUGAAGAGGAGAUUUUCCAGUCCCACAUUGCCCACUGGUGGUCUCCAGACGGAGCCAGGUUGGCGUACGCCACCAUCAACGACAGCUUGGUGCCCAGGAUGGAGCUGCCUAUGUUCACGGGAGCACCGUACCCCAUGGGGAAAGAGUACCACUACCCCAAGGCUGGUGAGGAGAACCCAGUCAUCACUCUGUAUGUUGUGAACCUGAACGGUCCUCUCCACACCAUCGAGAUGAGGAGACCUGAUGAUCCCAGGAUGGGUGAGUACUAUGUGACCAUGGUGAAAUGGGCCACCACCACCAAACUGGCCAUCAACUGGCUGAACAGAGCCCAGAACAUCUCCAUCCUCACACUGUGUGAGGCCACCACCGGGGUCUGCACUAAGAAACAUGAGGAUGAGAGUGAAGGAUGGCUGCACAGACAGAAUGAGAAGCCUCUGUUUUCCAAAGAUGGGCUAAAAUUAUUCUUCACUCGAGCCAUUCCUCAAGGAGGCAGGGGCAAGUUCUUCCACAUCUCCAUGUCCAUCUCCCAGCCCAACACCAGUACAGACACACUGCAGUCCAUCACGUCCGGAGACUGGGAUGUUACCCAAGUCCUGGCCUACAACGAGGACAGCCAGUUAAUAUACUUCUUGAGCACUGAGGAUGGUCCGAAACGAAGACAUUUGUACAGUGCGGACACCUUCGGUUCGUUCAACCGUCGCUGCCUGUCGUGUGCCUUGUCCGACAGCUGUGACUACAUCAGCGGCUCCUUCAGCCACAACAUGAGCUACUUUCUGCUCAACUGCCAAGGACGGGACAUCCCAUUCGUAGCCGUUUACAAGACGCAGAGAGACGGAGAAAGUGAGACGCAGGACAGAGAAAGUAUUGCAGAAGUUCAUAAACUGGAGACCAAUGAGAACCUGAGGCUGACCCUGGACUCCAUGCAGAUGCCCACAGUGGAGUACAAGGAGAUCAACAUGGACGACUACACCUUGUCGAUGCAGAUCCUCAAACCUGCCGGAUUCGUUGACACAGCACACUACCCGCUGCUCCUGCUUGUCGAUGGGACCCCUGGUGGCCAGAUGGUGGCGGAGCAGUUCCACAUGGACUGGGCCACGGUGCUGGUGAGCAGCUUCGGGGCCAUCGUGGUGCGCUGCGACGGGCGAGGCAGCGGCUUCCAGGGCACAAACCUGCUGCACCGGAUCCAGAAGAAACUGGGGGUGUACGAGGAGCAGGACCAGAAGGAAGCACUCAAUUUUAUUUUGAAAGAGCCUUACAUUGACAAAACCAGAGUUGGAGCUUUUGGAAAGGUGUAUGGUGGCUAUGUGACCAGCCUGUUGGUCAGCGGUGAGGAGUCUCCUGUAAAGUGUGGCGCUGUCCUCUCACCCAUCACCGACUUUGAAUUAUACGCGUCUGCAUUUUCAGAGAGAUAUCUCGGGCUGCCUAAACCCGAUCCGAGGGCAUACACAAUGGCAAAUUUAGCACACAGAGCAUCUCAGUUCAUGGAUAAGAAGUUCCUCAUUAUUCAUCCAACAGCUGAUGAAAAAGUCCAUUUCCAACACACAGCGAAAUUCAUCGCCCAGCUCAUCAACGAAAAGGCCAACUAUACCUUACAGAUCUACCCAGAUGAAGGCCACUUCAUUCACAGUGAAGCAACAAGGCAGCACCUCAGCCAGUCCCUGGUGAACUUCUUCGAGGAAUGCUUCAGGCUACCAGAGCGAGUGUUUGAGGAGGCCCUGGAGGAGGAGAGUGAGGACGAGGGUUAGGCUGGCCAUCUCAGGCCCAAAAUCUUUCCCACCCAUAUGUUCGCCUACCUAACCUCCAUCCUGUCCCCGUGCCCAAGCACAACAAUGGCAUACAGUUGUCCACAAUAUGCAACUCUCGUCUGUUCUUGCUCACUUUGAUUUGCAUUUGGACUCCCUGUGUCCGCAUGCUGAACCAGAGACUGUCUUUCCAGCAGACAACGGAUUUACUCCUCCAUCUAUCCUCCCACUUACUGCCCUGAGUUCAAAUCCAAACGGCCCUCCAGAGAGCCCACAAAGACUGAUGACCUGACAUGAUGUUUUGGAAUAUACUGAUUGAUUUAACAAGGAGCCAUCUCCUUCACAGCAGGGUGGACCAGCUCCUUAAAAGCAGUGGAGAUAAAGCAUCAGCUUUCACACAGACUUUCAAGCUGUGAGGAGAAGGAACACCUUAUAGCACAUAACUGGUGGGCUUGUAUAUUAAUGAAAAUCAGACGCCUGGUGAAGAACACUGGUUGACAGUGUUCACAAUGGGUGUCUGGAAUUGUGCCGAUACAGGAAAUGUUACUAUUUUUAAAGUUGUGAAGAACUUUCAUGUUGGACUGUGGUUGUGUCUAUUGUUCUUACAGUAUGUAAAAUAGCACACAAACAUUCACUCGGCUAUUACGGAUAUAGUUUCUUUUUGGUAUUCAUGUUUUGCCCCGAUGUUCAUCUCGUAGCCCCAUUUUUAUGUAUUUCACUGAAUUCUUUAACUGGCAAAAUGUUUGGAAGAAAAAAAGCGCUGUGGGUUUCUUUUUUGUUCAUUUGAGACAUUUUAUUGUGACUCUCCUGUUUUAUUUAUCAAAUGUUUUUUCCCCGAAAAAACAGAAGCAUUAAUUUAUUUUAGUCACUGUGCCUUACUUUGUCAGACAACAUCCUGCUGUGGGACUGCAUUAAUGAUCUGCAACGAGGCUAUUUUAUA
This is a messenger RNA of Centropristis striata (black sea bass), 3721 nucleotides long. It is a transcript of the gene dpp6a, whose product is annotated as dipeptidyl-peptidase 6a. Gene Ontology annotation, biological process: proteolysis. Lineage: Eukaryota; Metazoa; Chordata; Actinopteri; Perciformes; Serranidae. The transcript has 27 exons. The coding region runs from base 349 to 2784 and encodes 811 amino acids. Gene Ontology annotation, molecular function: serine-type peptidase activity; dipeptidyl-peptidase activity. The record is from RefSeq and is a predicted model, not a curated record.